Molecule: messenger RNA, 3301 nt
Organism: Linum tenue
Lineage: Eukaryota; Viridiplantae; Streptophyta; Magnoliopsida; Malpighiales; Linaceae
Source: the annotation of a GenBank genome assembly
AGCUUCCCGAAAAACCUUUUUCCUCGCCUGUAAUCCCAGUUCCUAAUGAAAAACCAGAACCAACCCAUCCGAUUCUGAACUGAAGUCACCAUUCUCCUUCCUCGUUGUUGAUCAAUAGCGGAAUGGCCGCCUCCAGGAGACUCACCAAAUCGGCUCUGGCAGCCAUUAGAGCAUCUUCCAGAGCUCCCAGACUCUACUAUCACUCUUCUUCUUACUCUCGCUCGCCCCUCUCCCGAAUUCGCCCCGUCUCCUCCGCUGCGUGUCUGCUCGGUAAUCCCAGCGCCGCCUUGUUCCUGACUCGGCUGUUUCCCGAGAAUGGCGUCAUGCUUCGCUCCUCCAUGCACUUGUCCGCUCGCGGUAUUCACUCUUCGCCUCCUCGCUUCUCCGCCGGAGCUAGUUCUUCGCAGGUUAAUCAGACUGAGUUCACCGAGAUGGCAUGGGAGGGAAUUAUCGCUGCUGUUGAUGCAGCGCGAAGUAGCCAGCAACAAGUGGUGGAAACUGAGCAUUUGAUGAAAGCCCUAUUGGAGCAAAGGGAUGGGUUAGCUAGGAGAAUAUUCACCAAGGCUGGGCUUGACAACUCAUCAGUUCUGCAAGCUACCAAUGACUUCAUAGCUCAUCAACCAAAGGUAAUGGGUGAUACAAGUGGCCCUGUAGUGGGCCAGAAUCUUGCUUCACUGCUCGAACUUGCUCGGAAAAACAAGAAAGAUAUGGGGGAUGACUUUGUAUCGGUGGAGCAUUUUGUUUUAUCGUUUCCUUCGGACAAACGUUUUGGGCAACAAUUGUUCCGGAAUCUUCAGCUCAGUGAGAAGGACUUGAAGGAUGCCAUUCAAGCUGUUCGAGGGAAUCAGAGAGUAACGGAUCAAAACCCUGAAGGGAAGUACGAGGCACUGGAAAAGUAUGGGAAUGAUCUGACUGAACUUGCUAGGCGCGGGAAGCUUGAUCCUGUUAUCGGUCGAGAUGAUGAAAUUCGAAGAUGCAUUCAGAUUUUAUCGAGGAGAACAAAGAACAAUCCUGUCAUUAUUGGUGAACCUGGUGUGGGAAAAACUGCAAUUGCUGAAGGUCUGGCCCAAAGGAUAGUGCGCGGCGAUGUGCCUGAACCACUAAUGAACAGGAAGCUAAUAUCAUUGGAUAUGGGUUCACUGGUAGCCGGUGCCAAGUUUAGAGGAGAUUUUGAAGAAAGGUUGAAAGCUGUUCUGAAGGAAGUUACUUCGUCAAAUGGACAGAUCAUUCUAUUCAUUGAUGAGAUCCAUACCGUGGUUGGUGCUGCUGAUCCAUUUCUUAAUGAUCUUGAAAUAGGCGCUACCUCUGGAGCCAUGGAUGCUGGAAACUUAUUGAAGCCGAUGCUCGGACGAGGCGAGCUCAGAUGUAUAGGAGCAACUACAUUGAAUGAGUACAGGAAGUACAUUGAGAAGGAUCCUGCACUGGAACGUAGAUUUCAGCAGGUAUUUUGUCCUCAGCCGUCCGUUGAAGAUGCAAUAUCAAUUCUACGUGGGUUGCGUGAGCGCUAUGAGCUGCACCACGGCGUGAAGAUUUCAGAUAGUGCACUUGUGUCAGCUGCAGUUCUAGCUGACAGAUAUAUUACCGAGCGUUUUCUGCCAGACAAAGCGAUCGACCUUGUUGACGAGGCAGCUGCAAAGCUGAAAAUGGAGAUAACUUCUAAGCCUACAGAGUUGGAUGAGGUGGACCGAGCUGUGCUGAAGCUGGAGAUGGAGAAGCUAUCUGUUAGAAACGACACUGAUAAGGCAUCCAAAGAAAGGCUAAACAAGCUCGAGAAUGAUCUCAAAACACUGAAACAAAAGCAGAAAGAACUUAAUGAACAAUGGGACAGUGAGAAAGCUCUCAUGAACAAAAUUCGGUCAGUCAAAGAAGAGAUUGAUAGGGUCAACCUGGAAAUGGAAGCUGCUGAACGUGACUACGACCUGAAUCGCGCCGCAGAGCUCAAGUACGGAACUUUGAUAUCCCUUCAACGUCAGCUUGAGGAAGCUGAGAAAAACCUGGCCGACUUCAGGAAGUCUGGAAGCUCUCUGCUUCGUGAAGAGGUUACCGAUAUUGAUAUUGCGGAGAUUGUAAGCAAAUGGACUGGAAUACCCUUAUCAAACCUCCAACAAUCCGAAAGAGAGAAGUUGGUCUUCCUAGAAGAGGUACUUCACAAGAGGGUGAUCGGUCAGGACAUGGCGGUGAAAUCAGUAGCUGAUGCAAUAAGACGAUCUAGGGCCGGUUUAUCGGAUCCAAAUCGGCCCAUCGCCAGCUUCAUGUUCAUGGGACCUACUGGGGUUGGCAAAACCGAGCUUGCGAAAGCCCUUGCCGGCUACCUCUUCAACACAGAGAAUGCACUCGUGAGAAUCGAUAUGUCUGAGUACAUGGAGAAGCAUGCUGUGUCACGAUUGGUCGGGGCGCCACCUGGUUAUGUCGGUUAUGAAGAGGGCGGCCAGCUUACCGAAGUUGUUCGUCGGAGGCCAUAUUCAGUGGUGCUCUUCGACGAAAUCGAGAAGGCUCACCAUGAUGUGUUCAACAUCUUGUUGCAGUUGUUGGAUGACGGAAGGAUAACCGAUUCUCAAGGAAGGACAGUUAGUUUCACCAACUGCGUCGUGAUCAUGACUUCGAACCUUGGUUCUCACUUAAUACUCGACACUCUUCGCAAUACAAGAGAUGGCAAGGAUGUGAUCUAUGAUAUCAUGAAGCAGCAAGUCGUGGAGCUCGCGAGGCAGACCUUCCGUCCGGAGUUUAUGAACAGGAUAGAUGAGUAUAUCGUCUUCCAACCUCUAGACUCUACAGAGAUCAGUAAAAUCGUCGAGAUACAGCUGAACCGGGUGAGAGAUAGGUUGAAGCAGAGGAAGAUCGAAGUUCAGUACACGAAGGAAGCUGUCGAUCUCUUGGCGACAUUGGGAUUCGAUCCCAACUUUGGGGCGAGACCAGUUAAGCGGGUGAUACAGCAGCUGGUCGAGAAUGAAAUUGCAAUGGGGGUAUUGAGAGGGGACUUCAAAGAGGAAGAUGCUGUCAUUGUCGACUCGGAUCCUUCUUCCGAUCUCCCGCCGCAGAAGAAGCUGAUUGUAAGGAAAGUGGAGAGCAGCCCGCAAAUGGAAGUCCUGGUAGCCAAUGACUAGUUUAGUUAUGUUCUCCCUGCUAGUGAAUCUUGUAUAUUAUCAUAAUCGCCAUAAGUGUAAAAGACCCACUUCAUCUUCUGGUUGUGGAAACAAUUGUACGAUAACGUUGUCGGAAAAAUAAACUAGACAUAUUGAUCGAACUCGAUGAAGGAGAAUCGUCACAGAAGCCAAACAAGUGAAAUCAUAAACUCUCUUGC